Molecule: messenger RNA, 1092 nt
Organism: Sciurus carolinensis (gray squirrel)
Lineage: Eukaryota; Metazoa; Chordata; Mammalia; Rodentia; Sciuridae
Product: olfactory receptor 10A7-like
Exons: 2
Coding region: 1-1092 (363 amino acids)
Biological process (GO): G protein-coupled receptor signaling pathway
Cellular component (GO): membrane
Molecular function (GO): olfactory receptor activity; G protein-coupled receptor activity
Source: RefSeq, a predicted model, not a curated record
AUGGGGGAGCAGGCGGCGGUGCGCAGCAGACACAGCCGCACCAGCGCCUCCUCCUUCCUCUCCCCUCCCAGGCUUCCUCCGCCGGCCACGCGGCAGCACAGCAGGCCCAUGGCCGUGGCCCGGGCGCCCCCGGGCGGCCCCGCAGUCCCGGCCUGGGCCAACCAGAGCGGCGCGCGCGACUUCGUGCUGCUGGGCUUCGCGCACGUGCCCGCGCUGCGCCCGCUGCUCGCCGCGCUCUUCCUGGCGCUCUUCCUGCUGGCGCUGCUGGGCAACGCGCUCAUCGCGCUGCUGCCCGGCCUGGACCCCGCGCUGCGCGCGCCCAUGUACUUCUUCCUGCGCCAGCUGGCCCUGGUGGAGCUCUGCUUCUCGCUGGACGUGGCGCCGCGCCUGCUGCUGACCCUCCUGCGGCCCGGACUUGGCGUGUCCCCCGCCGCCUGCGCCCUGCAGCUGCUGCUCGUGCUGUCGUGCGUCACGUCCGAGUGCUUCCUGCUGACCGCCAUGGCCUGGGACCGCUUCGUGGCCAUCUGCAGGCCGCUGCGCUAUGGAGCCAUCGUGAGCGCCCGGCGGUGCCGCCUGCUGGCCACCGCCUGCUGGCUGGCGGGAGUCCCCGUGGCGCUGGUCUUCACCAUCUGGCUGUUCAGCUUCCCCUUCUGCGGGCCCCGUGGCAUCCGCCACUUCUUCUGUGACAUCGCCCCUCUGCUGAGCCUGGUGUGUGCGGACACCAGGGUCUUCGAGGCCCACGUGUUGGUGGCCACGGUGUUGAUCAUGUUCAUUCCCUUCUGCCUGAUAACUACAUCCUACGCCAGGAUUCUGGCCGCCGUCCUGCGGAUGCCCUCCGCCGCGGGGCGCCUCAAGGCGCUGUCCACCUGCGCCUCCCACCUCAUCGUGGUGAUUCUGUUUUACGGCACCACGGGGGUCAUCCACUUGCGCCCCAAGGCCAGCUACUCACCUGAGAGCAAGCAGGUGGUGUCCCUGUCCUACACCCUGGUGACCCCCAUGCUCAACCCCCUCAUCUACAGCCUCCGGAAUAAGGAGGUGAAAGCUGCCCUGGGGCGCCUGUGUGGUCAGAGAAGAGGUACCCACAUUCCAUGA